Messenger RNA from Acanthocheilonema viteae, 243 nucleotides. The record is from the annotation of a GenBank genome assembly. NCBI's taxonomy places the organism in Eukaryota, Metazoa, Nematoda, Chromadorea, Rhabditida, Onchocercidae.
AUGGAUAGUAAUUUGAAAGGUUUAGCCUUCCAUCGUUUACAGGUCGUGCAUGAAGAUAUCGUGCGUUUUAUUGUGGCCCUUCCUUUAGGAAUCCAGAAUCUGCGUCUUGUUGCAGAUAAAUAUCCAAUUCCGAAUUCUCUAAUCGACUGUUGGACUCCACAAUCUGUCAUUUUUAUCUUGGAAGAGACUCCACUUCUCUAUUUCUUCACCUGUGAGAUUUUGGGUUUGUGCUUGCCUGAUUAG